This is a messenger RNA of Mugil cephalus (flathead mullet), 2273 nucleotides long. RefSeq lists its product as uncharacterized. The transcript has 9 exons. The record is from RefSeq and is a predicted model, not a curated record. Gene Ontology annotation, cellular component: external side of plasma membrane. NCBI's taxonomy places the organism in Eukaryota, Metazoa, Chordata, Actinopteri, Mugiliformes, Mugilidae. Bases 138 to 2273 code for a protein of 711 amino acids. Gene Ontology annotation, biological process: negative regulation of T cell proliferation; immune response; cell surface receptor signaling pathway.
ACAGAUUCUCUGGAAGAGUCUGACACCUCAAAGUGAAAAUAAAACAGGUCCUGUUCAGAGCUGAAAACUCGCUUCGGACAUGAAAUCUGACCAUUUAAAUUAAAACUAUUAAAACAUUUUAAUAGUUUUCCCUGAAGAUGAAGCUGUUUCUGCUGUUUGUGAUUCUCGUGGGCGUUUCCCAUCAUGCCUCGGGUCUCGAGGUGUAUGAGGGGGCGGAGUCUGUCCUGCUCCCCUGCUAUUUACAUGAUUUACCUGAGGAUCCAGUGGUUGUGUGGAGCCGAAACGACCUCAAUCCCACGACCAUCUACCGGCAUCAGGAGAGGGCGAAGUCACACGUCCCAAACCAGCGUUUCAUCAGCCGGACGUCGAUGUCACCUGAUGCUCUGGAGACUGGAAACUUCAACCUCACUCUGAACAAACCUCAAGUCUGGGACAGCGGCAUUUACACCUGCAGCAUCCUCAGCGAUGGAUUGAAAGUGGAAGAGAGACAAGUAGAGCUGCAGGUUAAAGUGCCAUACACUUUCCCAGCCGAGGCCUGGGUUCUCCUGAUCCUGGUUAUUGCUGUUGCUUUGGGUCUUUCAAUACAUCUUUGGCUCAACUUCAUCCCAGUGUCAAAGGUGGAGCUGAAGGAGGGGAUGUCAUCUGUCGUACUUCCUUUCAAAACCAUCAUCAAGCUGCCUGUAGGUACCACUGUGGAGUGGAGCCGCUCUGAACCUGAACCCAUGAAGGUUCAUGUUUAUGAGAGCAGCGACCUUCCCGUGAAACAAGACCAGAUGUACAGAGACCGCACAGAAAUGGAGACAGACAGACUGAAACAUGGAGACCUGAGUCUGACCCUGAGGAACCCAUGCUACCGAGACCGAGGCACCUACAUCUGCACCGUCCACAAGGACAGUAAAAUCCUGACACAGAAAGUAGUGCGACUCUGGGUCAAAGAUGUCCUUGUGGAGAUGGAGGAGUGGUCCACAUCUGUCACACUGCCCUUCAAAACAACACGGGAGCUGCCUGAAGGUUCAACAAUAGAGUGGAAGCGCAUUAAACCUCAACCCAUGGUUGUCCAUGUGUACGAGAAUGAUCGAGACCAAACUGAUGAACAGGAUGAAUAUUAUCGUAAUCGCACAAAGAUGAAUGAUAACCCACUGGAGUCCAAAGACCUCAGUCUGACCCUGACUAAGCCAGGACUGAGUGACAGAGGGACGUACGUCUGCACCGUCAGCCAUGAUGGAGACAUCCUGACACAGAGAGCUGUGGUCUGCCGGAUCAAAGAAGUCCUUGUGGAAGUGAAGGAAUGGGAGAAAUCUCUCAAACUUCCCUUCAAAACAACACAUACGCUGCCUGAAGGUUCAGCAAUAGAAUGGAAACGUACUGAACCUAAACCCAUGGUUGUUCACGUGUACGAGAACGGCAAAGACAAACCUGAGAAACAGAAUGAACAAUACCGUGGUCGCACAAAGAUGAAUGAUAACCCACUACAGUCCAAAGACCUCAGUCUGACCCUGACUAAACCAGGACUGAUUGACAGAGGGACGUACGUCUGCACCGUCAGCAAAGAUGGAGACAUCCUGACACAGAGAGCCGUGGUCUGCUGGGCCCAUGUCUUCUCAGACGUCGUCGUGGAGGUGAAUGAGUCGUCUAAAUCUGUUAUACUGCCCUUUAAAACCACACGUCACCUGCCUUCUCAUGUAAGAAUAGAGUGGAAGCACAUUGAACCAGAACCCAUGGUUGUUCAUGUGCACGAGGACGGCCGAGACAAACCUGAAGAACAGAAUGAACGUUACCGUGGUCGCACAACAAUGAACAUUGACCCACUACAGUCCAAAGACCUCAGUGUGAAACUGCAUGAACCAGCACUAAGUGAUGGAGGAACCUACAUCUGCACCGUCAGCCACGAUGAAAAAUUACUACUACAGAGAACAGUGCUCUGCCGCUUCAAAGCCAUCACUGUGGUGGUGCAGGAGUGGUCUGAAUCUGUCACACUGCCCUUCAAAACCACACAUGAGCUGCCUGAAAAUAUAGAAAUAAUAUGGAAACGCACUGAACCUGAACCCAUGAUUGUCCACGUGUACAAGAAUGGUCGAAACCACCCUCAGGCACAGAAUGCAUAUUACCGUAGUCGAACAAACAUGGACCGUAACCCACUACAGUCCAAAGACCUCAGUCUGACCCUGACUAAACCAGGACUGAGUGACAGAGGGACGUACGUCUGCACCGUCAGCCAUGAUGGAGACAUCCUGAUACAGAGAGCCGUGCUCUGUCACAUCAAAGGUGUUUAA